CCGCAUUGCCGUAGUGCGGGGGGGUCGCUGCAUUGCGCUGUCGCCGUCAAUAGGUGGGCCCCUCCCGGGGAGAUAAAGCCGCCGGAGCCCAAGCUGGCAGCCUCUGCCGCCCCGACUGCCGCUCCGCUUCCCCCGAAAGGCAGCUGCGUGCCCACAGCCCUCCCCAGCGCCGCCGCCGCCCGCCCCAGCCCGCCCCGCCGAGCCCAGCAGCAUGGGGAAGGAGAAGACACACAUCAACAUCGUCGUCAUCGGCCAUGUGGACUCUGGGAAAUCCACCACCACCGGGCACCUCAUCUACAAAUGCGGGGGCAUUGACAAAAGGACCAUUGAGAAAUUCGAGAAGGAGGCUGCUGAGAUGGGGAAGGGAUCCUUCAAAUAUGCCUGGGUGCUGGACAAGCUGAAAGCCGAGCGUGAGCGUGGCAUCACCAUUGACAUCUCCCUGUGGAAGUUUGAGACCACCAAGUACUACAUCACCAUCAUUGAUGCACCUGGCCACAGGGACUUCAUCAAGAACAUGAUCACUGGAACCUCCCAGGCUGACUGUGCCGUGCUGAUCGUUGCCGCUGGCGUGGGUGAAUUUGAAGCUGGCAUCUCCAAGAACGGGCAGACUCGUGAGCAUGCCCUGCUGGCUUACACCCUGGGGGUCAAGCAGCUCAUUGUGGGCAUCAACAAGAUGGAUUCCACAGAGCCCCCCUACAGUGAGAAGCGCUACGAUGAGAUUGUGAAGGAGGUCAGCGCCUACAUCAAGAAGAUCGGCUACAACCCAGCCACAGUUCCCUUCGUGCCCAUCUCGGGCUGGCAUGGAGACAACAUGCUGGAGCCCUCUCCCAAUAUGCCUUGGUUCAAAGGCUGGAAGGUGGAGCGCAAGGAAGGCAACGCCAGCGGAGUGUCCCUCCUGGAGGCCCUGGACACCAUCCUGCCCCCGACCCGCCCCACAGACAAGCCCCUGCGCCUGCCCCUCCAGGAUGUCUACAAGAUUGGAGGGAUCGGCACAGUCCCCGUGGGCCGGGUGGAGACUGGCAUCCUGCGGCCCGGCAUGGUGGUCACCUUUGCACCUGUGAACAUCACCACCGAGGUGAAGUCUGUGGAGAUGCACCACGAAGCCCUGAGCGAGGCUCUGCCCGGGGACAACGUCGGCUUCAACGUGAAGAACGUCUCGGUGAAGGACAUCCGCCGCGGGAACGUCUGCGGGGACAGCAAGUCCGACCCGCCCCAGGAGGCAGCGCAGUUCACCUCGCAGGUGAUCAUCCUGAACCACCCUGGCCAGAUCAGUGCUGGGUACUCCCCUGUCAUCGACUGCCACACCGCACACAUCGCCUGCAAAUUCGCCGAGCUGAAGGAGAAGAUCGAUCGGCGCUCGGGCAAGAAGCUGGAGGACAACCCCAAGUCUCUCAAAUCAGGAGAUGCAGCCAUUGUGGAGAUGAUCCCUGGCAAGCCAAUGUGUGUGGAGAGCUUCUCCCAGUACCCACCUCUUGGCCGCUUCGCUGUCCGUGACAUGCGGCAGACCGUGGCCGUGGGAGUCAUCAAGAACGUGGAGAAGAAGAGCGGUGGGGCUGGGAAAGUCACCAAGUCUGCCCAGAAGGCCCAGAAGGCUGGCAAAUGAAUCGUGGGCUCCCAGCGCGUCGCGCAGAAAGCGCCCCCGCCGGCGGGGCGCCGCCGCCACCCUCUCCCCCGGGCGCAUGUGUGCACAUCAGCUUGUAAGAGUUUAUAUGUCAACGACUGGAUGCUCACCAUUAAGGUCCAGUGGAAGUUCUUUAAAAGGAAAAGCAUGUUCCCAGCGUUUGUCAGGCUUCGUGUUAAUUUUACCAAUAAAACUGGUGCAACAUCCACA
Messenger RNA from Pogoniulus pusillus (Red-fronted tinkerbird), 1831 nucleotides. RefSeq names its product eukaryotic translation elongation factor 1 alpha 2 (gene EEF1A2). The record is from RefSeq and is a predicted model, not a curated record. Bases 212 to 1603 code for a protein of 463 amino acids. Gene Ontology annotation, molecular function: GTPase activity; GTP binding; translation elongation factor activity. Gene Ontology annotation, biological process: translation; translational elongation. Lineage: Eukaryota; Metazoa; Chordata; Aves; Piciformes; Lybiidae. The transcript has 8 exons.